This is a messenger RNA of Diaporthe batatas, 3819 nucleotides long. RefSeq lists its product as uncharacterized. The transcript is spliced from 3 exons. The record is from RefSeq and is a predicted model, not a curated record. The coding region runs from base 530 to 3436 and encodes 968 amino acids. NCBI's taxonomy places the organism in Eukaryota, Fungi, Ascomycota, Sordariomycetes, Diaporthales, Diaporthaceae.
CUUGCAAAAGACAGAAUCCUCCUGCUGGAGAGUCUUUGCAAAGAAGGACGGGCGCCCUACCACGCGCUAGGGUGCAGCUGGGGUGGUACUGUCCUGGACCGUAGUCUCGUGUCCUACAUUGCUGCCCGCACUCCGAAGUCCUACCUAGGAAUUAGUAGGCUACUGUAGGACAGGACACACGCAUACACCCACAGGUACACUCACGCGCGCACACACACACACACCCACACCCACAGGAACAGGUACAGGAACCGCACACGCUUGCCUGCUCUGUCGGCUCCUCGCCUGGCCCCCGACUUCUGGAGCCUCAUCCAUUUGACCUUCACCCCCAUCUCACAAACAUGGCCUAGACGUGAAGUGCCUCUUUGACCCGUCUUCACGCUCUCAGAAGACUCGUUCUGAGCCGGGCAGCUAUACGAGAUACCGCGAAAAAGGUUCACUGCUCUUCCGCCUCCGCCUCCGCACCCGCCUCCGGCCUGCGUACGGGACAGAGUAUAGAAGCAUCGCUCGCAUUGUUCAACGCUCGACCAUGGGGUCGGAAAAGAAGGACGGGCCCUUCGUAGGCCCAUCCGAUGCACGUCUGCCUUCGCUUGCCGCCGUGGACCGCCUGCGAUGGGCCCGAUCCCCACGAUCUCAGCACUCGCAGACCUCAUCCCCGGACCCGACCUCGACGGCAAAGAAUGCAUCGUCCGAUGUGUCAUUGUCCUGUGUCACCCGCGGAACCUCCCGCGACGAUUGUUCCUACUCACGGUUCCUGGCAUGGGCUGCUGUGCAGCGCAACGCCUCACGCUUCAUGAGCUCUAGCGACAGGCUGUCCUGCCCUCUGAUAAGAUGCAGGAAACAGCUGCCCGACCACGAGAGCAUGCUGAAGCACCUCGCCUCAUGCCCUCAGCUGCCCACCCGCGAGUACUGGUGCUAUGAUCACAUGCGGGUCGAACACUUCGACGAUGCGACAUGUAGACGGUGUAUCAGCCACCCUUCCAGGAGACGGAGGAUGCUCUCAAUGGCCAAAGGCUUCUUCUCGACCCUGGGCCACAAGUCGAAACGCGGCCCGGAGCUCGAGUUCGAUAUCGACGACACCACGGCGUUGGCGCCACCGAGCUAUCUCGAGUCACUGAGCUUCGAUCCGCCGGCUGAGCCAGAACUAUCGUCUACAGAGAUCCUGGAAAUAGAUUCCACUGAGGUAGUGGCCCUGCCUGCCCCGGCGGAUGCCGUCCCUAUCGUCGACCCUCAGGCCUUGAUGCUCCCGGAACUGGACUCCACCAUGGUACCGUCGCAGGCGCCGAUGCAGUGGCAACCCGCGGUCUGGGAUGUCUCGCAAACGAGGAACGAAGCCCGCGCUCCCGAUCCAACUUACGAAGGCGUACCUACAGGACAGCCGGCUUCACAAGGGCCUCCACAAGACCCCCCUUACAGCCAACAGGGUCUGCGCCCGGUUUCGGCUUCGAGAAGCAAGCAUCUCUCACCCAGCUCCUCGGUUAGGUCCACAACAAGCACGAUGAGCAAUGUCAGCAACAUCAGCUCCAUCACAACGGCUUCCUCGUUAUGGAGUACACCGUCCACCGCGUGGUCUGGCUUCGAGACGAACUUGACCACGCCGUCAACGGGUCUCAUCAGCCCCGUCGACAUGUGCCCGGAACAUGACUUCAACGGUUUCCCAAAGCAAUGCCCCUCUGACCCACUGGGCAUGCUUCCCGAGCUGCCAGAACUUGAGGCAGACAUGCCUGUCAUGCCUGAGCUCUCUUCUGGUGAAUUCUUCUCAUUCGACACCGAUCCCGCCAAAUUGUCCUACCCGCAAGAUUUUGUGCUCGAGGAGGAUAACACAGAACAACCAGCUCCACACUCGACAGAGGCCCAAGGUCCAGGUGCCGUCGAGUCCGGGACAAAGUGCCUUGUUGCUUCCGCGUGGGAUGCUCUGCAGGAGCACAUAGUCUCCUCCGCGGACAAGAUUCGGCACGUCCAGAACAACCCCUUAGCCGAUCAACUCAAAUUAUUGUCAGCUAAGACAAUCGCACAAAGAGGCUUCUCGAGUCUCCGCGGCAUUCUUGAGUCCCGCCCAUCAGCGUCACCAUUGGACACUCUAUGCUUGGUUCAUGUUAUCUACAGUUUCGCCCUUGUGGUCUAUGGAGACGACGCGACGCGACGAUCCGGCGACUUUUACACGCAAUCUUUACUUUACUCGACGUGGUUCACGCCCGAGAACCAAUCGUUUUAUCGGCAAGUGGUACAGACGAUUUGGCAGCCAGGUGACAUGACUCUGGAGCAAUGCCAGUCGCUCAAGGCCGCUCAGGUCGGACGCACGGCAUGGCCUCGCAGUCUGAAGGGCAAGGAGCGUGCAACAAACUCGUUUGCCAGUCACGCCGAAGUUCCUGAUCCUCUGGUGACGACGGCACUGCACUUUUUGGAUGAACUGGAGAUCUCUGCGGUACUGAGCGCCUCGCCCGAGGCGUUAGCCGCUGAUCUUUGCGCAAAGCAUCUACAGGAUGGAUCCGCCAAUUCGCAAACGGGCACCCCAGUUGCCGAGAACAUCGCUGGCCUGAUCAACGCAUUGAGCAUCCUUGUUAACGAGUUUCACAAUGUGGAUGGGCUGAUUGCUGAGUUGAGCAAUGUGAACCAGAAUAUCAGCGGUGGCCUAAUACUCUCAACCCGUCGGUUUGAGCUAGAGGCCCUUCAAGCUGGACAGAGUUGCAUCGUCCCCGUCCAGUAUUUUGACGACUAUGUUCCCCUGGUCCGCAGCCUUUGUGAUCCUAUCUACGAGCUUGACAGCAGCCCGGAGGCGCCGCGACGGCAGCACUAUUACAAUCUGAGCAUGGCACUCAGCGAGGCGCUCAUCGUGGAGCUGGAUGCUGCCCCGCCUGACACUGUGGAACUUUCCGAACCAGAAACCGACGACGACGCCCUGUUCGACUGUAUUUUCGGCUCCCUUACACCGAGUCUGACGGAUGACUUCAUUGUGGACAUGGACGUGGACAUUGAGACGCAGCCACUGUUGAGCGUCGAACAAGAAGGAACGUCGAAGGCGGCAGAUGUGAAGGGGCCUGCGUGCAGCUCCACGCCCCCCGGAGAAAACACAGCGCCGUCCAACACAGCAAGCCCGUCCGGGUCCACCUUCGCUGUCAAGAAUGCCCUGCAGACGCCGAUCUCGCCCACCUCGCCUCCGGCGCAGAAGCAAGAACUGGCGGACGCGUGCUGCGACCUGUGUGGCUACCGUCCAAAGGGAGAUCCCAAGUGGUUCCACGGCUCCAUGGCCAAGCACAAGAAGACGCAGCACGCGAUGGGGCCGCCCAAGAUCUACAGCUGCCCGUACCCGGGAUGCAAGAGCGCGUACAAGAACCGGCCGGACAACCUGAGGCAACACCAGAUAGAGAAGAAUCACUUCGUGGAUGGGCACGACGGGACCAGCAGGAGGCCGAGCAAGAGGAAGAAGAUGGCAUAAUGAGAAACAGUCGGGAGGUGCAAUUGCCUGCCUCGGGCGAUGUGUUGGCGGCCCGGGCGUCGUUUCCCUGAUGUAUAUAUGUGUUUGAUGACUUGUUUUCAUCUGCGAGAUACCACUGCUGCAUUUGUACAUAACCAUUGGCGUUUCAUGGGACGGGGUUGGUUUUAUAGCUGAUUGUGGUCGAAGUAAAUUCCAACGGCCUCGGGUGGGCCAGGGAAUACCACGAAGUACCUCGGUGGCACCCGGACUGCAAAUAAUCAAGCCAGACAUUCGAAGACCUCGAACUAUGGAAAACACAACGAACCACGAAGAUUAUCUCAUGGCCCAGAGCCACAGUGACCAGCCAAUUACACAUUCAGCAUAGGAGGCAGAGGAAGUCGCAG